Centropristis striata (black sea bass) is the source of this 13080-nucleotide messenger RNA. It is a transcript of the gene pcnt, whose product is annotated as pericentrin. Bases 142 to 12615 code for a protein of 4157 amino acids. The record is from RefSeq and is a predicted model, not a curated record. Gene Ontology annotation, biological process: signal transduction. Gene Ontology annotation, molecular function: molecular adaptor activity; DNA binding. NCBI's taxonomy places the organism in Eukaryota, Metazoa, Chordata, Actinopteri, Perciformes, Serranidae. The transcript is spliced from 62 exons.
AUCUGUUGACAGUUGUGUCUGAAGGAAGCUCACAGAUUUAGUUUUAGCUAACUUAUGCUAUAUAAUAUAAGGUCUGUUGUGCUUUUAACUUGAACUGGGACGUAUGUCCUGAACUUUUAAUGGUUUGAUUGAAGCCAAGAGAUGGAUGACGAUGAACGGCAGAGGAAACUAGAAGCUGGAAGAGCGAAGAAAUCCUCCAACAUGCCCCGAAGCCAGUCGCUUGCUAGCUUCAGACAGAAGCGGGCGAAAGGCGACGGUGCGGGGGCGCCGAAAAAGACGCAGAAGAGGAAGAGCAAGGCUGUCUCGCAGGAUGACGGAGCGACGCAAGGCCGCCCAGUAGAGACGCCGCCUCCUGCAGCCCACGCCACGGAGCUGGACAAGAAGACCAACCAUGAGGAACCAGAGAAGCCGGAGAAAUCAUCCGUUCAGCAGAACCAACGAGAGAAGAGUCUGUCCCCGCCCCUGGAGCCGAGCCCGUCCCCUGUCGAAGAGUUUAGAGAAGAGCUAGUCGCACUCACUGGAAAAGAGCAGCUCAAGCAGCUCCAGCAGGCUGUGGAGAAGCGUAAUGAGAUAAUUGCCAAGCUGAGCUCCAACCUGCAGGAGGCCCUGGCCAGCAGAGACCAGGUGCAGCAGGAGGCCCAGUCUCUAGCUGGACAGAUUCAGGCGCUGCAGAAACAGCUCCAGCAGACGAGCGUAGAGUUCCUGCGCAUCAAAAGUCAGUCAGGAGUCGACGUCCUCAACACGCACCAGGAGCAGCAGCAGCUCGGCUCCUGCUCCCAGGAGGCAGACCUCAAUCAUAAGGAGGAGUCGGGGAGUUCAGGUUCUGGCUCCCAGUCCAGUCUUGAAGGCUUCAGGACUGGCAUCGACAGCCAGACAGACACAGUUCUGCACAAACUGAGAGCUGAGCUGGAAGAAGAAAGGGAGAAAAGCCAGCGCAUAUGUGCCGAACUAGCAGAGGAGGUGGAGAAACACCAACAUGUGCUUUCUUUACUGGAGCAGGAGAAGAGGAGCAGGGAGGAGGAGCGGACAGAAAGGGAGGCGCAGCUGCAAAACCAGUUAAGCCUCCUUGUCCAGACCCAGUGCCUUGAGAUGCAGCAGUGCAAAGAGGAGAAGGAGAAGCUGAACGGAGAAGUUCUGGAGCUGAGGAGAAGGCUCCAGGAGGAGGACAACGCAGAGAGGAGACUCAGCGAGGAGGUGGCCAGCUCUGCUCUCCUCCUCCAGAGACAGGAGGAGGAGAUGCAGAGGCUCAGAGAGGAGCACAGAGAGGAGGUGGAGAGAGUCAGGGAGCUGCUGGAGGAGAGGGAGAAGGAGCUGAAGUCCAGAGAGGAGGAGGUGCUCGGACUCAAAGCUUCUAAGAACCGGCAGAACCAAGCAAGAGCUGGUUUCAGUUGUGAGGAGAAGAUCAGUAGUGGAGCUGAGGAGGACAGUUUGAAUGUUUCCGUCCCUGGAGACGUCCUGAUGGAGCGUUAUCUGUCUUCAGCUCCUCUGGCUCAUUCUCAGUCUUCAGUGGUCAAUGAAAGCUUUGAACGCUGCAGUCAGCUGGACGUCUCUGCAGACUACAGUUUCGAGCUGAACAGUGAAGUCUUGGGGGACGAGCCUCUGUUGUCUAUUUCAAACCGUUUCGCUGAAGAAGACGAAGACAACGUCCACAACUCCUCCACCCCGGAGUGUGUCCUCCUGGAGGAGAACUCCCGCCCUCAGGCUCCGUCUCAGUGGCUUCACAACUCCUCGGCCGGAGAGCUGGAGCUGAGUAAACUGUCCGAUCAGCAGUUUGAGGAGACGGAUCUGGAGAAGGAGCUGCUGAAUCAACAGUGUGGGGAACUCCGAGAGGAGCUGGCCGAUAAGGAGCGGGAGCUGAAUGUGUUGAAGGAGGAGGUCAUCAACAGCGCUGAGGAGCUGGAGGAGGCCCGGAGCAGGUGGGCCCAGGUAACAGAGGAGCUGCAGCAGGCUCUCUGGGAACUGGAGGAGGAGAAGGAGAAGAGGAGAAACGUUGAGGAGGAGAUAAACCUGAAAGCCCACGAACAAGACAACCUGAAAAACAAACUCAGUGCCUUAAUGGAGGAGAAGGAAGAUGCAGUAAUGUUCAGGGCUGAACCCUCCCUGCUGCUGGCUGCUACCUCUCCAUCAGAGGAGGAGGAUAAGCUGCUAGGGGAGCUGAGAAAGGAGCAGGAGGAGGAGGAGGAUGAACUCCCGUCUCAUCAGAAGCAGCAGGAGGUGCUGCUGUUGUCUCUGCAGGAGAUAAAGCAGCCGGCAAUCUCUGCCAAACAAAACCUGGAGCUCCGAGAUGACAACCAGCUGCAGACGCUGCAGGCUAAUUGUGAACUUCUUACGUCGGAGCUCGAGGAGACGAAAACAACGCACAAAACCACAUCAGCCCUUCUCGCUCAGAGGACUAGAGAGCUGGAGGAAACGUCAAAGGAGCUCCAAACGACUCGUGAACAGUUUAUAAAUGUUCAAACCAAAGUGGAAAAGAUGCAGGAGGAGCUGGAGAAGAGCCAGCGGAGUCUGGACGGGGCUGAGAAAGAGAAAAAUGAACUGGAGUCUCAGAUCUUCUGUUUGAGACAAAACAUGGCCAACCUGGAGGAGGCCCAGGCCCAGGCAGCGCAGGAGAGGGAGGAGCACAGGAGGAGAGAGGAGGAGAUGGAAGACCGGAUUAGGAAAAUGGAACAAGUCUUAGAGGAGGAACUGGAACAGUUUGAGAAUCUGCUGAAAGUCAAAGAUGAGGAGCUGACUGAAGAGAAGGAGAAAUGGGAGGAAGAGAUGCAGGAGAAGGAGAGAGAGCUCGUUGAUGUGAGGCAACUCCUGGAGGAGCAGAGGAGGGAGAGGGUGGAGGAGGUGAAGGUGCUCCUGGAGAAGCAGGAGGUGGCUGUGGAGGAGGCGACAGAAAGGCUUCAGACGUCUCACCGACAGGAGGUGAAGGAGCUGAAGGAGAAACAUCAACAAGAGAUUUCUGAGUUGAACAUUCAGCUUGAGUCAGAACUGCUGCAGCAGCAGGUCGCUCUGGAGGAAGAACAGAAGAGACACAUCAGCCUCAUCAAACAGGUGACUGAGCGAGAACACGAGAGGAUGAUUUCAGAGCUGACAGACAAACACAAUGAGGAGCUGAACCAGCUGAGGAGAGAGUCUCUGGAGCUGAAGGAGAGUCUGGAAGCUGCUCACCAGGCUGAGCUGCAGCAGAUACAGGUCCAAAAGGCCAGCGAGCUGGAAGCUUUGCGUCUGAACCUGACCCAAGUCAACAAGUCUCAGCUGGAGCACGAGUCUGCUCUCACCGAGGUCCAAGCGUCCCUGAGGGAGACGUUUGCCCAGGAAUGUGACCUCCUGCAGGCUCGCCAUCAGCUAGAAGUGGAGCAGAUCAGGCAGCAGAACCAGGAGCAGCAGCAGGAGAGGCUGCAGGAGCUGCAGGAGCUGCACCAACAAGACCUGAAUGAACUGAAGCAGCAGUGGGAGAGUCGUGUUGCUGAGGAGAAAGCUGCCAUGGAGGAGCAGCAGGCCAAAGACAUGCAGGCUCUAAAGUCGAACCUCCAAACGUCUCUCUCCGAGACCCAAAACAGCCACAACGCCACCCAGACGGAGCUCACUAAGACCAACAAAGCUCUAACUGAAGCUCAGGCAGCUCUGUCCCAGACUCAGUCGGAGCUGCAGGAGCUCCAGACCUCCAGCAAGGAGGUGCAGCAGAAACUAGAAGAGGAGCUGCAACGAGCCUGGGCCGACAGAGACGCUGCUGCUCGUGCUGUGGAGGAGUUGGUUUCUAGUCACAAGGCGGUGCUGCAGGAGAAAGAGCAACAAUCGCUCCACCUAGAGGAGAAGGAGCAGCAACUGCAGCAGGAGGUUUUGCGGCUUCAGGAGGAGAAGACUUUGUUAAAACGGAGCUCAGAACAGGAAGUAGGUCAGCUGUGGACGCAGCUGGAGAGCAUGAGGACCAGUCGGCAGGAGUUGGGAGAGCUGAAAGAGCAGCUGCUGGCCCGCUCAUCGCGUGUUGAUGACAUCGAGCGCCUGAAGACAGAGUUUAAUGAACAAAAACGGGAAAUCAAAGAGCAGAAUGAGGCUGAGCUGGAGAGCCUGAGGAGGUACUUUGAGCAGCGUCUGCGUGCGGCGGAGGAAAGCUACAGAGAGGAGAUCGCUCUGCUGCAGCUCAGGCUGGUGGAGAGCGCCUUAGAGGAAUCUCUGCUAAAAACUGCUGAUGACAGUUCCAUAUCUGAAGGCAAAGCUGAAGAAGAAAAACAUCAUGUGCUCUCAGAUGUUGGCCCCAAACAGGAGAAACAAAAGGAAUCUCUGGACAGUUUGUGCCUUCAGCUGGAAGAGAAACACGCCAUGGAGCUCGCCAAUCUACAGUCUUCUAUGACGAACUCCUUUAAUGAAGAUCUGCGACAGGUGCGCUCUGACCUCACCGACCAGUACUAUGAAGAGCUGCAGGAGAAGAAGACUCGUCAUGCUCUGGAGCUGGAGCAACUCAGAGCCAAACUCUCUGACCAUCACUUACAAGAGCUUACCAGAGUUCGUUUGGAAGCAGCACGGCAGGUUGAGGUGGAGGUUGAACAUAAAAUGUGGAGUCACACUGAGGAGCUGCAGACCAGGACCACCAUCAUCCACACGCUGGAGAACAGACUGGCUGCUCUGAGUAAACAACAUGAAGCAGACAUGCAGAGAAACACACAAAAGCUGAAACAGGAGUUUGCUGCAGAGCUUGUUGGUCUUGAGGAGGCUCUGAGACAGGAGAAGGUGUAUGUGAAGGAGGAGAUGAAGCAGCUGAGAGAAGAACUCCAAGAGAAACAUGAAGCUGAGCUCUCUGCUCUGAGGUCAGAACAUCAGAGAGAGAUGGAGAAGGAGAAGACACGCCUUGAGGAAGCUCUUCAGGUGGAGAAGGAGAAGUUAACAUGUCUACAGGCUUCACUGGACAAUGAUGAGAGUCCACAGGUCCUCAUAGUGCGACAGAGACUGGAGGCCCAGUAUGAUGGUGAGCUGCAGAAGGCAAAGAGCCGCAUGGAAACAGAGAUAAAGGAGCUCACUGCUCUCCUCCAGGAGCAGGAGGAGGAGCGGCUACGCCAAGCACAAGAGAGGUUCCAAGAGGAGAAAUCAGCGUUGGAGCAGAGUUUGUCCCAGAAACAUGAACUCUCUCUGUCAGAGCUAGAGAACAAACAUCAGACUGAGCUGCAGCAUCAGAGUUCAGCUCUCCAGAACAAACACUCCCAAGAGAAGGACUCGCUCAGAGCCCAACACAAAGCACAACAAGACUCACUCAGUGCCAGUCACAGAGAUCAGCUCGCUGCCGCGGCCGCUCAGCUCAAAUCCAAACACGACGCAGAGCUCGUCGCCUUGGAAACGGCACUCGACUCCAAACUGAAGACAGACCUGGAGCGUCUGCAGGCCGUUCUUCAGGAGACCGGUCUCGCUCAGCUGGAGGCUUUAGAGGCCGAGUUGACCCGCAAACACCAGGAGGAAAGAGAUGAACUGGAGAAGAGGAUGCUGGGUAAUAUGGACACUUUGGAGGCCACAUACCUGAAGGAAGUGCAAGCGCUGCGUGAUGAGAUGGCCCAACUUGAAGAAGCUCAUCUUCAAGACCUUUCUCUCCAGAAGUCACAACAUAAACAGAUAAUGGAGCGCAACGCUGCAGAGCAGCUGUCCAUCAGAGAGGAUCUGAGGAAGGAGCUGGCUCAGCUUCACAUGGAGAAGUUUAGUGCCAUGGCAGCAGAGCUCAGCCACGUUCACAAGACUGAGCUGGCUGCUCAAAAAGAGGCCUUAGAUACUGAACACUGCAAAACCCUGGAGACCCUCAAGACACAGGUUUUAGAACUAGAGCAGCAACACAGCGCUGCUCUCCAGGAUCUCUCACAUACCUGCACAGCUGAGAAAGAGCAACUCAUCACACAGCAUCAGCUGCAGCUACAGGAGCUGAGGAGCGUCUCUGCACGGGAGCUGGAGGCAUGUCGCCGGGAGCUGCAAGAGGAGUCGUCCCGGCAACGCCAGCACUUCCUGGAGGAGGCGGAGCUUCUCAAAGCCCAAUCAGAGGACAGACUGCAGGACAAAAUUAAUCAACUGAAGACGGAGUUUGAAGAGCAGAAGGAGGCGGAGCUUGAGGAGCUGAAGAGGAGCUUUACAUGUGAGCAGGAGGAGAAGGAGCGCAGCUACACGGGCAAAAUGAGCCAGCUCACCGUCCAACUGCAGCAGCUGGACGCUGUGGUGGCCCAGCUGCGAGCCGAGGUGGGCUGCCUGCAGGGAGAGCUGAAAGGGAAACGAGCAGAGAUGGAGACUUUAGACACUCUCCUCCAGAGACGAGAACGAGAGAAUCAGGAGGGAGGAAACCUUCUGAAGAUGCUCACUGACGACCUGCAGACGGCCAGAGAGGAACGACGUCAGCUGCAGCAGGCCAAUGAGAAGCUGAAGAAGGUUCUGAUCGAGAUGAUUCGCAGCACCAUAGCAACAGAAGAUCUGAUUGGACAAAAGAUCAGCGCCGGAGCCAAAACAUGUGAUCAGAGGAGCUCAACGGGGAACAAAGACGCACAAGAAUCUGGUAUUUCAGUAGCAGACGUGUCUUCAGAAGACACGGAGCUGAGCCAGCUGCUCUGUGAGAGUCUGCUGGUUUCAGACACAAACAUCAGUCCUGGAGGAGAAGAAGCAGCUCUGAGCGCCUGCAGCAGGCUGAGACACACUGUUGACACUCUACUGGAGCUGCUGAACCAGGCCAACACACAGCUGGAGCAGACUCAUGGUGUCCACCUUUCUCUGGAGGAGAAGUUCUCUCAGGGCCGGGAGGACUCGGCCCAGCUCCUCCUGCAGCACAAGCUCCUGUUGGAGCAGCUGGAUGAGGAGGCCAAGCUGAAGAGUAAACUGCAGCUGGAGCUCCACAAGGCCGAGGGGCUUCUGGAAGGCUACGUGGCUGAGAAAGCAGUCCUGGAGGAGUCUUUGCAGCAGAAGGAGGCACAAGAGGAGAGGCUGGUGGAGGAGCUGGAGGACCUGAAGGUGAAGCUGCACCAGACGCAGGGCCUCACCGCGGAGCUGCACAGCCUCAGACUGAAACAUCAGGAGCUCAGCGAGGAGCAGGCUCUCCUCCUGCGCCAGAAGGAGCAUCUCUCCGGAGGUCUGGGGGAGAGGGAGAAAGCUCUACUUGCAGAGACGGAGCGUUUAACCCAGGAUAGGCUGGACCUGCAGCGGCAGGCAGAGAAGGACCACAGCUCUCUGUCGCUGCGCCUCAGGGCCCUGGAGAGGGAGCUGGAGGAGCAGGAGACAAAGGGCCUGGAGACGGAGCAGCACCACAAGACCCACACCGAAGACCUCAUCCAGCGGGUCCAAGCACUCGAGAAACAGCUGAAACACGACAGGCAGUUUAUAGAGGAGCAGGCUGUGGAGCGUGAACACGAGAGAGACGAGUUCCAGCAGGAGAUCCGAAGCCUGGAGGCCCAACUCAGACAGACAGCCAGCGUGGAUAAUAAAGGACACAGGUUUGAGGACUUGGUUCUGCAGGUGGAGAGUCUCCAGGCCAUCAUCAAAGACAAGACGGACGACCACGCCUCCUUGCUGGCAGCCAAUCAGCAAGCCCAGCGCGACCUCGCAGAGCGCAACGAGGAGAUCGACAAGCUGGCCGGGAGAAUCAGAGAGCUGGAGCAAGCACUGCUGAACAGCUCCGAGAGUAACAGAUCCAUCAGUCAACUGGAGCAGGAGCUCCACAGGACCAAGCUGAGAGAACAGGAGCUCACACAAGAUAAGCAGGCUCUGGAGCAGCAGCAGCUGUCCAACAGGCUGCAGAUCUCGGCGCUGCAGUCCAAAGUGGAUGAGACCAGACACUGUUACCAUGACAACGCCCGUGACCCCACCCAGGAGCUUAGCGAUGCCCUGGAUGCUGCUCAGCAGAGCGUACACACCAAAGAGCAAGAGGUGGAGGUGUUGCUCGGCCAACUGGAGAUUGUUCAGAGGGACUUGAGCAUCAAAGAGGUCGAACUGAAACACCUCACACUGCAGCUGGAAAUGCUGACCAAUCAGAAUGCAGCUUAUGUUAAUGAGCUCCAGGAACAGAUCGCUGCCCUCAAAGAGAACGUGUCUGCUCUGACGAUCCUCCAGGAGGAGAAAGAGGAGCGGAGCGAGGUGGAGGACACCGAGGAGGAGGAGAACCUCCCCUCAGCAUUACUGCAGGAGAAAAACCAGGAGAUCGACCACCUCAACACUGAGAUCCAAAGACUGGAACAGGAGCUGGAGAACAACAGAGACAACAAGGCUUUGGAGGCGGAGCUGGAGGAUCUGACCUCCCAGGUGGAACACCUCCAGUCUGAGGUGAUGAGGGUUCGUGAGGACAAAGAGGAGGAGGAGGAGCGGCUCCAUGAGGUCAUCAGCACGCUGCAGGCCGAGCUCGCCACAUUGGGCCCAAACCUGCACGAAGUCAGCGACUCUCAGGACUGUGACAGCAUCAGCGCCUCACCGGCCCCCAGCCCCGAACCUCCCAAAUACUCCCUGCAGGAGCAGCAGGCGAGGAGAGGAGGCCCGAACAGCCUGAAGCAGGAGCUCAGCCUGAGUCACUCCGCCUCCUCCCGCUCCCUUCGCUCUCGCUUCAAGGCCCUGCAGAGUCAGCUGGAGACGGCGGUGGCGGAGAAAGAGGGACUGGAGCGGUUGUUGCUCAGCCAGGAGGAGGAGUUCAGAGGUCACGGGGAGGAGUACGCCAGGAGGCUGACGGCUGAGAGGGAGAGAGCUGAGGAGCUCCAAGGUGUCCUCACUGUCAGAGAAGCUGAGCUGCAGGAAGUUAAAGCUCAGAUGGAAGACGACACGGAGAAGAGGAAGCUCUCUGAGGAGGAGAAGGACAGCUCCAGGAGUCAAACCCUGCAGGAGGAGAACAACCAGCUCAGCUCUCUGGUUGCAGAUCUCCAGAGGAAAGAGGAGCAGAGUGUCACUGAGAUAGACGCUCUAAAAACUAGAGAGCAGGAGAUGAAAAGGGAAAUAGAAGCUCUGAGAGAAACCAGCCUCACUCUGGAGAGACAGGUCCAGGAGGUGCGGGCCGAGCUGGUGGACAUGGAGGAGCUGGUGGCUGAGGAGAGGACGAGGGUUAAAACGCUGGAGGUGGUGAAGGGAGAGCUCUCUGCGGAGAGGGAGGCGCUGAGGAAGAGGGAGCGGCAGCUGCAGGAGGAGAUUGAAAGGCUCAGACAGGAAGUGAUGUCAAUGAGAGCCUGUAUCCAGGAGCUGACCGCUCAGCUCAACGAGAGAGAAACCAGUCAAGAGGAGGCUCAGAAGGAGGUGCUGACCCAUGCUGAGGUGACCCUGGCUAAAGCAGACGCUGCCCUGAGAGAGAGGGAGGCUGAGCUCUCCAGACUGAGAGCAGAGCAUCAAACUCUGAGCACCGAGCUGACUGCAGUCAAACAGGGUCUGAGCAGCAGCACAGAGAGAGCUGAGAGGCUCCACGAGGAGGGACAGACCAAAGACCGAGCCCUCGUGGACCUGGAGACUGACAACCAGCGGUUGAAGGCGGAGCUUCGAGGUCUGCAGGAGGAGCUGGCUGUACAGGAAGAGGAACUGGCCUAUCAGCAGAGAGAACUGCAGCAGCUCAGACAGCACGACUCACUUCCUCAACACGGAUACUCACAGAAGGAUAUUUCUCACCGAGCCUUUGAGGACGUGGUGAGCGUCUCCCGUGACGACGUCUCUCUGAGCUCUCCGGAGGUUCUGAGGAGACUCGAAUGCUCCGAAGACAGAAUCCCAGAACGGUUCCACGCCUCGGCUCUGGGUUCUCGUCUGUCUGACCUCAGCGCUCUGAACACCACGGGUCUGGACCUCCACCAGGUCAAGACUUCUCCCCGGGUGGUGAUGGAGCCUCCAGCCCGGUCCAGGACCAUCACCCCAGACCCCCCCACCCAGAGCUCCCACUCCCCCGGCUCCGUGUCCCAGUCCGACAACUUCUCCAUGCUCGACUCGCUGGACACUGAUAAAGUGCAUGAGUUGGAAGAACUUGACCUGACUGAACCUCCGUCUCCUCUCGGCUCCACCUCCUCCUUAUCAGCACCAGAGUGGGCCAGUGAUGGAUACGGCAGCAAUGUGAGUUCAGAGUUGGGUGCGAGGCUGAAAGUGGAGCUGGAACAGACUGAACGCCUCGACGCUCAGUUCCUGGAGUAUCUGCGCUGCCGAGGGAUGAACCCCGCGGUGAACACAGACAGCGCUGCAGGAAGCAUGAGCUACAGCGACGACCUGCUGUCACCUGAGCUACAGGGUCUGUUGAAGAAAGUUUAUCAAGAAAGCUGCAGGAUUCUCACUUUGUCCCAACGCCGAGCCACUUCCUCAUCCCAAGCCCACGUCUCCGACCUAAGAGCCUUCUCCUUGAGCCACACAGAUCAUCAUCAUCAUCAUUCUCAUCCUCCUCAUGUUGAACAUGGCUCCAUCGUAGCGGACCCCCGGGACCCCUCCUCCUCCUCCAACCCUCCGAUGAGCUGGCAGCAGGAGAAGAGAGCGCUGCAGGAGACUGUGAUCGCUCUCAGAGAGCUGCUCUGUCGCAUGGCUCAGAGACACACACAGACUGACGACAGAGACGGAGACGAGCGGCUCAGAGAUCAGUUCAGGACUGACGGACAGGUUGAACACCAGCUGAGAGCCGAGCUGGAGGAGAGUCAGAAACAGCUGAAAUGUGCUCAUGACGCUCUGCAGGAGCAAAAGAGCAAAACACAGUCCAUCAGGGCGUCUGUAGAAGACGGUGAGGAGGCUUUGAGGAGGGAGCAGACCAGAGUCCAGGAGCUCCAACAACAACUGGAGCAGGAGAGAGCCCUGAGCCUCCGUAAAGACCGAGAGGAGGAGCAGAGGAGAGAGGCUGUGCAGGCGUCUUCUGACCAGCAGAGGUCAGAGGUCAUGUCUCUGAAGGGUCAGCUGGAGCAGGAGAUGGUUUCCUGCAGCAACCUGAGGCGGGAGCUUCAGAUCGAGCAGUCUCGCAGCGAGCUGCUGGAGAAACGCCGAGACGACACGCAGAAGGAGCUGGAACACGAACGCCAACUCUCGGCGCAGCAGCGAGAACUCGACUCGAAGGAGAAGACUCGUCUGGAGCGCCUCCUCACUGAAACGGAGUCAGAGAGUCACUCUAAACUCUCAGAAGCUCACAGGAAGCUGGAGGAGGAGCGAAGCCGGAGCUCCAGGCAGGUGGAGGAGCUCAGCCGUAGACACGAGGAGGACGCCGCCAGAGACAGGAAGUUCAUCUCCGACAUGCGCCUCCAGCUGGAGCAGGAGCGGCGGCAGGGGGAGGAGCUAGCCGCCGUCAUGGACACACUGAGGGCCGAGCUGCUGCAGAGCAGGAGGACAUGGGAGGAGGAGGAGCGGACGAGGAGGGCGGAGCUGCAGAGGGAGCAGGAGGCCGCCGCCAGACACCGCGUCGCCACGGAGACGCUGAAGGAGCAGAAACAGGAAGCGGGCCGAGCUUUAGAGCUGGAGCGGGAGCGCUGCAGGCAACAAGGGGCGGAGCUGCAGGAGCUGAAGGAGAGACUGAGACUGGUGAAGGAGAAGGAGAGGGAGAGGGAGGAGCAGUGGGAGAGAGAGAGGAGGAAGGGGAGGCAGGAGCAGAUGGAGAGGGAGAGACGCCACGACAGGACCAACAGCAAACUGAGCGAGCUGGAGUUGUUGAGGCAGCAGGACCAGCAGCGUAUGCAGGAGCUGCAGAGAACUCUGGUGGAGCUGGAGAGAGAGGAGAGAGAGAUGGCUGCUCAGAGGCUGGCGGGACGCAAAACAGGACAACAACAACAACAACAACAACAACACAAGGCUGCUGCUUCUUCACAGCAGCUGCAGAGUGACGUCCAGACAGGCAGCACACAACACAACCAGCAGAUGCCGUCCGUGCCGUCAUCACCCAGCCUGCUGGAGACGUUGCUGAAGGAGAACUCUGAGCUGACGGAGCGAGUGACAUCACUGAGUCAAGAGAGAGCCACGCUCAAACACAGACUGAGCUGCUUGGAGCGAACGCUGCGCAGCACGGAGAACGAGCUCGCCAAGAUCACCGCCGAGACGGAGAACAGACCCGUUAAUGAUGUCACCAGCAACAGCAAGGUGCAGCGUCUGUAUGAGCGCUACCUGCGUGCGGAGAGCUUCAGGAAGGCUCUGGUGUACCAGAAGCGCUACCUGCUGCUGCUGCUGGGAGGUUUCCAGGAGUGUGAGCAGGCCACGCUGUGUCUCAUCGCCCACAUGGGGGCGCGGCCCUCACCGCCACUCUCCUCACACAACAGACCGCUGGGACGCUUCAGGGCCGCCGUACGGGUCGUCAUCGCCGUCUCCAGAAUGAAGUUCCUGACCAGGAAAUGGCAGAAAGCCAUCAGAAGGUUGUCUCUGUCUGGGACCGGAGGUGUUAAUGGACAUGCUUCAGGACCUAAAGCUGAAGUUUUAAAGCAGCAACCGAGAAUAAAGUUUGACUCUCCACCAAACAGAGACAGCAGCUCCGUCCACAGAGACACCGUGUCUUCUCUGGUCCCGCCCACAAAAUCACCCUUCAGACUGCACAACAGGUCGUACUCCAGCUCCACUCUGGCCUCGGAGCGUUCAGGAGGGACGUCCCAGGAUCCAGAACGGUCCCUGACAGAAUAUAUCCACCACCUGGAGAAAGUCCAGCAGCGGCUGGUGGGAGCAGGACGAGGUUCUUCUCUCCAGCCCGACCCGAAGUUUUCCGACCACUGAAUGAAUGAAUGAAUGUCUUCAUAUCGUCCAAACACUGUCCAUGCCUUACUCCGCUGUAGAAAUGUGUAGAAAGAUUUAUCACACGUGUUGAAUUUUUUUGGAUGACAUGUCAUUUUUAUAAUCGCAUAAAUUAUUUUUCAAUAUUUUCUUUUGUAAUUUUUCUAUUCUCUGUACAGUAGAAGUAUUUUAAAGGUCACUCUUGUUCUUGAGAUGUUUUGAGAACAAACGUUUUUUUUGUUAUUUUAAAUAAAUAGUGCUGUUUGUUAUUUUUCUACUAAUGUUUUUAUAUCUUUGCUUGUAAAUACGACUGAUGUUCAGUGUACAUGUGGCAAAAAUUUGCACUGAUUUUUACUGGAACUCUAUGAUCAACAUAGCUAGUGAGCACAUUAUUGCAUAAAGUUGAACCAUAUGUGUUUUUGUAUUAUCUGUGUUUCUACCAUAAAGUUGAUAAAUAUUUUAAAUGUG